ACGAGUCCUCCCAUCGAGGCGAAAAAGGAAAAACCCAACUCCACUUCUCUCCCAAUCCCAAAAGAAGAGAAGAAAAGUGGGGAAGAAAAGUGCAGACCGCGGCGUCUGUCUUCCACCUCCGAAUUCGCCCCCCAAACCAAAACCAAAUCCCUCGACAAAAUCCCCAAUCCCCGGCCAUGGCGCGCCGCGCCCCCCGCCCCCGCCGGACGCUGGAGCUGCCAGACGACGUCAUGGAGGAGAUCUUCCUCCGCCUACCGGCGGACAACCCCGCGAGCCUCGCCCGCAUCGCCGGCGGCUGCAAGAGCUGGCGGGCCAUGGUCUCGGACCCCAACUUCGCCCCCGCCUACCGCAGGCUCCGCGACGCGCCGCCCAUGCUGGGCUUCCUCUACAACUACCGCUCCACCGACGACGAGGGAGCGCCCUACUGGACGUCCCACUUCCGCGCCGCCGCGGCCCUCCCCCCGCGGGUGCGCCGCGACCGCAAGCACUGGCGCGCUCUCGACUCCCGCCACGGCCUCGUCCUCUUCGACACCCCUGAGGGUGACGGGCACCUCGUCGUCUCCGACCUCGUCACCGGCGAGCGCUGGAAAAUCGACGGCCACCUCACGUUCCCGGAUGCGUGUAAUGCUGCAGUGCUCUGCGCCAGGGACGGAUGUGACCACCGUGAUUGCCAUGGCGGCCCUUUCCUGGUGGCCUGCGUGGACUCCGUCGUGGCAGGGGACCGGAGGAUAGCCAGCGCCAUGGUCUACUCAUCAGUUACUGGCAAGUGGAUCGACCCGACCUUCCUCGAGCACCCGAAUGUCAUCGAUGGCAGGGGGCACAGUGCUGUGCUGGGAAAUAAGGUCUAUGUCCCCUGUGUGGAGAGUGGCAGUGUCGUGGAGUACAACACGCGUGAGAACAAGCUAUCUGUGAUCAAGGCGCCAUUUGAGGUCCAGCACCACAAGAUUGAGCUCAUGGGGGUGGAGGAUGGAAUGCUGCUGUUUGCGUCUGUGGUGAAGCCUAGGCUCUACCUAUGGUCGAUGGAGGCUGGUCCCAGAGGAGCUGCGGGACGGGCACGAAGCAGGUUCAUCGAGCUCGGGCCGUUGCUCCCUAGUACUGCCCUCGUGGACAACACCGAAGUGUCGGCGGUUGGUUUUGCGGAAGGUGUUGGUGUCAUCUUCAUCAAGACAAGGGUUGGGUUGUACACCAUUCAGCUCAAAUCAGAACAAAGCAAUCAGGUGCACAGAGGGUACAUCAAUAAGGUCAUGCCCUACGUGAGCUUCUACACUGAAGCAUGGGAGCCUUUGCCAGCAUCUGAUGAAGCUUAAUGCGCAGUUGUUGAUGCUACAAUGAUAUGACCAAAUGGCGUCAGGGCCUGGGUUUACUUUUUCUGCCGAGGAAGAAUUUGAAGUGAACUUGAGCCUCAUUCACUGCCGGUUGUGUUGAACAGUUUGUUUAGUGUGGAUGCGCUUUUGUCCUAUUUGUGCUUGUGCCAUAAACUUGAGUUCGUUCAUUCGUCCGGGUUGGGUGCGGCUCAAACUGUCCGUCAGGAGAAAUUUUAGCGAUCGGUUGACGGUUUUGUGGCAUGAAUUGGUGCAGAUUUCUCCUUCUCUAUCUUUGGCUGUUAGAGACGAUGUUGGUGUCUUGAAAGGUCACUCUCCUGAGAUUUAUGGUGUGGAAUCUCUCUAUUCUAUGCAGUAAGAAAUUUCAGGGAAGCUAAAAUCCCCACCAGGGUUCAUUUGUUUCUGUCUGUGGCUUCACGCUAUGGACAAUUUCUCACUUGUUUGUUGAAUGGCCUGUGGUGAAGCUGUUAUUAUGCCUUGUAGAGCUGUACUGUGGACUCUUUGGAAACAUCGCAGUGAUCUUCACUUUGAUCCUUUGAGUAAGGUGGUGAACACAGGAGCAUCGCGUACUCGGGAGGUGGAGGCCGCUGUGCCUGGAGAAAAAAAGGCGGCCCCUGACUCUGAUGAAGAUGGAGAAAAUGCCCUGACGAGGUGAGUCGAACGCGGUUGUGGAUUCAGUUUUUCUUUUUCUUUUCUUUUUGAGAAUAGUUUCUGCAGUAGCAAUUCCCCGCGACAUUGAAUCAGCUGAACCUGUGUUCUUUCUGGAUGUAAAGACAGAUUUCAUUCAAAGGAUGGUCCUUUGAGUAAGCAAAAAAAAUAUCGCAUUAGGUAGCC
Messenger RNA from Triticum aestivum (bread wheat), 2156 nucleotides. RefSeq lists its product as uncharacterized. The transcript is spliced from 2 exons. Gene Ontology annotation, molecular function: protein binding. NCBI's taxonomy places the organism in Eukaryota, Viridiplantae, Streptophyta, Magnoliopsida, Poales, Poaceae. The record is from RefSeq and is a predicted model, not a curated record. Bases 177 to 1307 code for a protein of 376 amino acids.